GCCGUAAAAGAAGAAGCAAGUGUUGUCGCUUUGAUUUAUACAGAAAUUGACAACGUAGCCAAAAACAAGUGUUAAUUAUUUCUACAAAAUGUUUAAUAUUCAAACGCAUAUGGACUAUGAGGGCCAGCACAAAGCGGAGAAGUUCUCACGCUUCAUCAUUACGCUUUUCGGCAUUGUCGGACUCAUCUGGGGUGCUAUCAUUCAGCAAUUUUCGCAAACUGUCUACAUUCUCGGUGCAGGAUUUCUGUUGGCUUCUAUUAUAACUAUUCCGCCAUGGCCAAUAUACCGCCGUCAUCCCUUGAAUUGGCAAAAACCACGUAAUAUCGAACUACCUGUAAGCAGCGGCGAUGAGGGCAAGAAAAAGAAGAAGUAAACACAGAUGCUUAUGGCA
Bactrocera tryoni is the source of this 391-nucleotide messenger RNA. It is a transcript of the gene Spase12, whose product is annotated as signal peptidase complex subunit 1. Gene Ontology annotation, cellular component: endoplasmic reticulum membrane; signal peptidase complex. Gene Ontology annotation, biological process: protein targeting to ER. The transcript has 3 exons. NCBI's taxonomy places the organism in Eukaryota, Metazoa, Arthropoda, Insecta, Diptera, Tephritidae. The record is from RefSeq and is a predicted model, not a curated record. Bases 89 to 373 code for a protein of 94 amino acids.